Maniola jurtina (meadow brown) is the source of this 2719-nucleotide messenger RNA. It is a transcript of the gene Pmp70, whose product is annotated as ATP-binding cassette sub-family D member 3. The record is from RefSeq and is a predicted model, not a curated record. Bases 316 to 2319 code for a protein of 667 amino acids. The transcript is spliced from 15 exons. Lineage: Eukaryota; Metazoa; Arthropoda; Insecta; Lepidoptera; Nymphalidae. Gene Ontology annotation, molecular function: ATP binding; long-chain fatty acid transmembrane transporter activity; ATP hydrolysis activity. Gene Ontology annotation, cellular component: peroxisomal membrane. Gene Ontology annotation, biological process: very long-chain fatty acid catabolic process; long-chain fatty acid import into peroxisome; fatty acid beta-oxidation.
GUCAGGGUGUCUUUAUGACAGAGUUUUUUGGAAUUUUUCCAUACGAUUACGAAAAGUACAACAAAAUGUGUUGAGAAGUGACUUUUGCUCCUCGCUCAUAGUCAUGCGAUAAUAUUACGAUUACGUAUUUAAUUCAACGUUUCUAAUCUUUAGCUAAGUUCACGACUGUUCAUUUCAUAAUUAAUUCAUUCCAGUUACGUAUUUGUGUAAAGUGGCUGGUGGUGAGUGGUGGUGUGGUGUGCAAGUUGGUGCCUGGUGGUAUAACCAUAUAAUGUGUUCUCGUUGUGCGUAAAAAUUAGUUUUAGUGCUUUUAAAAUGGCACCAAAUUUUAGUAAAUUUACAUCAAGGACAGAUGUUAAAAUCGGCCUGGCUGCUUCUGCGGCUUUAGGUGCAUGGAUAGUUCGAAAUGCUUUAAAGUCAAGGAAACCAAAAAAUGUCAGGAAACCAGGCCAGUUAUCACCGGAAGAAAGAGUACAAUAUAUGAUCAAAGACAAAGACAGAAAGGGACCAAAAGCUCAAGUAGAUGCACGGUUCUUUGCAGAACUUAAAGCACUAUGGCACAUAAUGGUACCAGGGUUGUGGACAAAGGAAAGUGCAUUUAUGGUGCUGAUAGCUUUAUCCUUGAUUGCAAGGACAUUAUGUGAUCUGUGGCUUAUACAGCAUACUACUUUGGUUGAGGGAUCCAUAAUAACAAUGAACCUCAGUGAUUUCAGAAGGCUUUUAGGAAAAUUCUUCAUGGCCAUGCCAUUGAUAUCGCUAGUCAAUAAUGUCCUUAAGUGGAGUAUAGGAGAGGUGAAAUUGCGGUUGCGUACUAACCUCUCACUGCAUUUGUAUCAGCAAUAUUUGAAAGGUUUCACAUACUACCAACUAACGAACUUGGACAACCGGAUAUCCAACGCGGACCAACUGCUCACCACGGAUAUCGACAAGUUCUGCGACACCGUCAUCGAUCUCUACAGCAACAUUAGCAAACCCAUGCUGGAUAUAUCCAUUUACCUGUACAGACUCACCGUUAACUUGGGAGCUUCGACACCCGGCAUAAUGAUGGCCUACCUGUUCUUCUCUGGCAUAUUCCUCACGUAUCUUAGAAAACCAACAGCUCGAAUGACUGUACAAGAACAAAAACUAGAAGGUGAAUUCAGAUACGUCAAUUCGCGACUCAUUACAAACUCGGAAGAAAUCGCCUUCUAUCAAGGCAACCAUCGCGAGCAGCUGACGAUAUUGGCGAGCUUCUACAAGCUGACGCGGCAUCUGAGGAACUUCCUCAACUUCCGUGUUGGCAUGGGAUUUAUCGACAACAUCGUGGCUAAAUAUAUCGCAAUAACAGUUGGUUUCUACGCGGUAUCGCGGCCAUUCUUCGUCAGAGACCACAAUUUGUUAACGACUGGCACAGAACAAGAUAGAUUUAGGCAUUACUACACAUACGGCCGCAUGCUAGUAAAGAUGGCGGAGGGUAUCGGUCGUUUGGUGCUGUCGGGCAGAGAGCUGAGCAAGUUGGCCGGCUUGACGGCGCGAGUGACGCAGCUCAAGAACGUUCUAGAAGACGUCAACAGGGGCAACUACAGCCGGACCAUGGUGGAGAGGCACAGCAAUGGCACUGUCCCGCUCAUGACGUUGACACCGGGCGCGGGCCGCAUCAUCUACCAGGACAAGAUCAUCCGCUUUGAUAGAGUGCCGCUCGUCACGCCCAACGGAGACGUGCUCAUUAAGGAGCUCACCUUCGAAGUGAAAUCCGGCAUCAACGUCUUAGUGUGCGGGCCGAACGGUUGCGGCAAGUCGUCGAUGUUCCGAAUGUUGGGCGAGCUGUGGCCAAUAUUCGGUGGAACACUCACCAAGCCGCCCAAGGGGAAACUGUUCUACGUGCCGCAAAGACCUUACAUGACUCUAGGCACAUUUAGAGACCAGGUGAUCUACCCUCAAACGCGAGAGGAAAUGCUGCGUCGCGGAAGAACCGAUGAGGAGCUGAACAGGUUCCUGGACAUCGUGCAGCUGUCCUACCUCACCCAAAGAGAAGGAGGUUGGGACGCUGUUGAAGACUGGAUGGACGUCCUCUCGGGAGGCGAGAAACAGAGGAUAGCCAUGGCGCGCCUGUUCUACCACGCGCCACAGUUCGCGAUCUUGGACGAGUGCACAAGCGCAGUCUCUGUGGACGUGGAGGGCCACAUGUACCAGUACUGUCGAGAGAUGGGCAUAUCGCUGUUCACGGUGUCGCACCGCAAGUCGCUGUGGCGGCACCACGACCACUACCUGCAGAUGGACGGCCGCGGCUCCUACGUGUUCGAGGAGAUCGACACCGACACGCAGGAGUUCGGCUCCUGAUCGCGUCCUACACGCACGCAACAAAAUAACGUCAAAGUAAAAUGGACCUAAACUUUCUUGAUUUAAAGUCAAAAAUUCAGUACCAUUGAUUUUAACUUUGCCACGUUUCCGCUUGGAGCGCUGGCUGUAAAUGUAUGUACAAACUUGAGCAUUAAAACAAGGCAGUUAAGGGCUAUUUUACUUUAACGCCUAAGUGUUUCGACUCUUGGUGAGAAGUAAAAUCUUAUGCUGAGGGUACUGGUGUAAGAGUAUCAAUGAGACGCUUCAAAGUUAUGCUCUCUUGGUACAUAUCUACCACUUUUAUAAGUUACGCCGAUGUUAUUUUGUCUCGUAGUCAUUCCUCAUUGCUGAGGGUCGUGUCUCCUUUAUAAUUUUGUAGCUGGUUACGAAAAAAUUGUUA